CACACUCAGACCAGACCAUGACAAAACGGAGAUAUCUCUCAAUGCAUAUGGGCACACUUAACCCCGCCCAUAAGUAAGAGAGAGACUGUGAUUAAAAGGAGCAGUUUAUGCAGCCCUGUGUGGGCUACGGUAACGAAGAGUGCUCUUAAAGUCGGCGACGAUUUAAUCGCCUCAGAAUGAUCGGAAUCGUAGGAAAGUUAUUAUUGCUGUAUAUCUCUUUGGUCCAGACGAAUCCACCUCAGUCUGUGAAGAUCUCUGUUACAGAUGCUGACACAGUGUAUGAGUGCAGUGCAGAUGCCAACACACCCACUCAGUACACAUGGACAAGAGAGGGUCAGCCCCUACCCAGUACUGGGGUGAGGGCAGAGGGCCACAGACUGGUGUUCCUGGAGUUCACUUCUGAGCUGAAUGGCCUGUACACCUGUGAGGUCACAACCCCCGAAGGGGCCCAAAGGGCCACAAUCACUCGCUAUGUAACGACCGGAGGAUCUAAAAUAGACUUUUCUCUGUUAGCUGUGGUGACCAUUGGGGCUGUUCUCAUCGUCACACUCUGGCAAUGGUAAAUACCUCAUUGUCAAAAGGAGGAAACAACAGAGAAGUUUGAAAGCUCUACUCCCAUACCACACCUGAGCUUUUUAAUCAAUGUGCUGAUGAAUCAUAUUUAUGAAUUAUAUCUACAAUUAUAUCUUUAUGUUCCUCCCACGGUUUUGGUUUAAAUAAAAACAUAUUUUUGCAACAAUUA
Messenger RNA from Clupea harengus (Atlantic herring), 742 nucleotides. Its product is annotated as nectin-4-like. Gene Ontology annotation, cellular component: adherens junction. The record is from RefSeq and is a predicted model, not a curated record. NCBI's taxonomy places the organism in Eukaryota, Metazoa, Chordata, Actinopteri, Clupeiformes, Clupeidae. Gene Ontology annotation, biological process: homophilic cell-cell adhesion; heterophilic cell-cell adhesion.